AGAUAGUGUGUCAAUAGUGCAAGGUCCUUUAUUAGUAUAAUUAAACAGACCAGCUGAAGGUUUAUAAAGACAGGGCUUCCUUUCCCUGAAUAACUCGCUACCUGUUGCUGCAACUGCAACCUCAUCAGAUCAUCAGAACAAAGAUGGCAUCCGUUUUUCAUUUUGGCCUGCUCUUGCUGAUUAGUGGACAGCUGCUUUUGACAGCUACAGCUGCUCCCACCAAUUCACCUGAAGUCACUACAAGUGUCACUGGAUGUCCAUCCAGUCAAAGUGACUGCACCUCCGGUUGGGUUAAGUUUCAAGGGCGCUCUUUCAAGCUUUUGCAAGUUCCACUGAAUUUUGGAUUCGCAGUGUUUUCCUGCUUUUUAAGGAAUGCAAGUCUGUUAAAGAUCAAAACUAGAGAUGAGAUCCCAAUGCUGGCAGCUAUGGUCCAUGCCGCAAAUCCAAACAUCACUUCUGUCUGGACUGGGGCCAUUGAUACAGCUGGCAUCUUUCAAGCAUCGGACAGAAGAUGGAGGUGGACUGACGGCAGCCUAGUUAACAAGACCUAUAUUACUGACGAGAGUGACGGAUCCUGCAUAAAAAUGAAGACCGGAGGAAUAACAAUGUUCAAAAGUGAAGAGUGUGAUGAAUCUCUACCUUACAUCUGCAGUAAGAAUGUGUAAUGGCUGCCAUGUCACAGCCUCCAUGAUGAUGACAUCAUUUCCACCAAGUUAGGCCUCGAUGACAUCAACACUGAAAAGCUUAUUGAUUAUUUUAAUCUUUCAGUUACCUGGAAUUGAAAGUGAACUGAAAUCUGCUUGCCUUCAAUAAAGACAAAAAAAUACAUUAA
Messenger RNA from Larimichthys crocea (large yellow croaker), 832 nucleotides. RefSeq names its product killer cell lectin-like receptor subfamily B member 1B allele A. Lineage: Eukaryota; Metazoa; Chordata; Actinopteri; Sciaenidae. The transcript is spliced from 7 exons. Gene Ontology annotation, molecular function: signaling receptor activity. The record is from RefSeq and is a predicted model, not a curated record. Gene Ontology annotation, biological process: regulation of natural killer cell mediated cytotoxicity. Gene Ontology annotation, cellular component: plasma membrane; cell surface. The coding region runs from base 144 to 665 and encodes 173 amino acids.